Messenger RNA from Gymnodraco acuticeps, 366 nucleotides. Its product is annotated as peptidyl-prolyl cis-trans isomerase FKBP1A-like. The record is from RefSeq and is a predicted model, not a curated record. Bases 28 to 303 code for a protein of 91 amino acids. Gene Ontology annotation, molecular function: peptidyl-prolyl cis-trans isomerase activity. Lineage: Eukaryota; Metazoa; Chordata; Actinopteri; Perciformes; Bathydraconidae. The transcript is spliced from 3 exons.
GGUGAGAGGAAGACACGAAGAGCCAACAUGGGAGUAGAGAUUGAGACCAUAACUCCGGGAGAUGGACGGACCUUCCCGAAGAAGGGGCAGCGCGUCGUGGUUCAUUAUGUCGGCACACUGGCAGAUGGGAAGGUGUUUGACUCCUCGAGGUCCCGGGGGAAACCGUUCAAAUUCAAGAUUGGACACCAGGAGGUGAUUCGAGGCUGGGAGGAAGGAGUAGCGCAGGUGAGGAGCUGGUUUUUUACUAUAAAUAGCUUUAUCACUGGAAAUGAUAUAUGCUUUAUCGUGCAGUUAUUCACAUAACAUGUUCACUGCUGUGUGCAUUACUUCAUUUAGUUGCAGACACUGUCUCUAAACAGAAUUGCA